This is a messenger RNA of Photinus pyralis (common eastern firefly), 5077 nucleotides long. Its product is annotated as dmX-like protein 2. Lineage: Eukaryota; Metazoa; Arthropoda; Insecta; Coleoptera; Lampyridae. The record is from RefSeq and is a predicted model, not a curated record. The transcript is spliced from 23 exons. Gene Ontology annotation, cellular component: RAVE complex. The coding region runs from base 1 to 4791 and encodes 1596 amino acids. Gene Ontology annotation, biological process: vacuolar acidification. Gene Ontology annotation, molecular function: protein binding.
AUGGAUCCAAUUAAGGAAGAGAAGAAAGACUACAAUGAACUGUUUGAUAACAACACAAUUAUGGAAGAGUCAUUAGAUACAUUACUUGAGGAUCAAGAUAUUCCACGACAUGACAGGAGGCCGAGUGAACGAGCGACCGGUUUUGCGCACUUCACACCGCGACAAGGGCGCAUGUUAUCUCGCAUGCUCACUCACACUCACUUACCCGGAUUGUCCAGUUUAGAUCAAAUGCAUUUGUUGGCACUGGCCGAUACAGUCGCCACCUGCAAUACCGAUCUAGCGGAACGGUUCGCCAUUGACGCCGCAAAAUCGGCGAUGGCAAAAGAGAACGUUAUUGGUCAGUCGGAUGAGGUAAUCGUCGACUCUUUGGAUGAUUGCGGACUCCGUUUCCUCUUAGCUAUGAAACAUUACGGCUAUCUACUGCGCUGUCUUCCACUGGCACAACGCGCCCAAUUUCAAAAACAAGGGGUGGGAACCACAAAUUUGGCCUGGGCUUAUCAUUCGGAAACCCAAGAGGAGUUAUUAAAUUUGAUCCCGAGUUACGCUAAGGGCGAGCCGACCUGGUUUCAUCUACGGGAGCUGGGCGUGGGAUGGUGGAUUCGGGGUCUGCAUCUUCUUCGUCAGUGUGUACAAGUGCUGGCCAAAGCGUCGUACAAGGUUAAGCAGGAUCCGCUAGAUGCCGCUUUGUACUACAUCGCCAUGAACAAAAAAAGUUUACUGUGGGGGUUAUACCGAUCGAAAAGUGAUCAAAAGAUGACCCAAUUUUUUUCCAACGAUUUUACAAUCGACCGAUGGAGGAAGGCGGCCUUGAAAAACGCGUAUGCGUUAUUGGGCAAACAAAGGUUUGAUCAUGCCGCUGCCUUCUUUUUGCUAGCGGGAAAUUUAAAUGAUGCCAUUGAAGUGUUGUUGAAUAAGUUACACGAUCUUCAAUUAGCAAUUAUUAUAGUACGGUUGUAUGAAGGUGACGGUCCAAGUUUAAAGCGUUUACUUUUUGAACAAAUUUUAGGCUGUGAUGCGGAUGGUGAGAAUCAAGAUAUUUCGCAAGCGCACCCGGAUCCUUUCCUGCGUUCGAUGGCGUUAUGGACACUGAAAGAGCAUCAGCCGGCAUUAAGCACACUUUUAGUUGGUAACGCUGGUUCACAGCAUGCCGCUCACGAGGACGACUCGCGCGAGACCACCCAAGCGGAUCCUAACGUGUUUAAUUUUUAUGUCUACCUGAGAACUCAUCCCUUACUCGUUCGUCAGCACAUUGCUAGCUCCGGGCAACGCAAAUUUUGGAUGUCUGGGAGAAAACAAGUGAUGAUUGAGGAUACUAUUACUCCUCUAGAGCGUCAGUUGUAUUUUACCACCGCGCAUGGACAUUUCCGAGCUGGAUGUCCAGCAUUAGCUCUGGAGGUUUUGUCAAAGUUACCAUUUGCCGUUACGGACCGUACCAAAAAUAUGUCACCCGUUGCUACUCCAAAGGGUCCAAAAUCUGAGUCUCAAAUAAAUACGGGAAUUAUUCAGCCGCAAUUGAGUGAAAAUACAGCGGAUUUCGAUUGGGGCGCUGUUUCCGAUUAUAAAGUGAAAACCGACGACUUCGAACUCAAGUGGUCUGAUGAUGAGAAAGAGGAUGAGGAUUCAGACGACGGGCUAAAAAUGAAAAUUAACGAAGAACCUCCCGAGCCGGCCACAGAAGGUGACGGAAUCGAGUCAGCAGAUCAAAUUGAUAUAAUGGCUCAGCAGUUGAAAUUCGUGGCAUGCUUGAAAAUAUUAAUGGAGGAAUUGUCGACGUUAGCAACUGGAUUUGAGGUUGAUGAGUUUAAGUGUUUUAAUAAAAGGCGUAAACCGUACCCAUUCAACAGUGGGCAGUUACGUUACCAGCUUUACAUUUGGUUAGAAAAGGAGGUUGAAGCUUUACGUCAACUUUGCAAUUACACCGCUUCUGAUCAUAGUGAGGAAUCCGAUUUAGAAUUGACCGCAGAUAGUGAAUUAGGAGAUAGUAACAUUGCGAGGCCAACUUUGCAUGAGAUUCUUAUACAAGAAAAACUGGAUUUCGAAGCUAAAGUUUUACGCGCCGCCAACAGAAAGCGCUGGCUUAGAGUUAAUGAGACUCUACUCCGUACGUUCCUCAGUUACUGUUCUCUACAUGGUGCCGCGGGUGGACUGGCGUCAGUACGCAUGGAGCUCGUUCUACUAUUACAAGAGUUGCAGCAAGAAAAAACUCAACAGCAGCUUUUAAGCCCCCUACCGUUCCCCACCAGUCUUCCCUUACUUGCUGCUAGUGUUGCUAGUAGCAAAACUGUCAUUGCAGAUCCCGUCCGCUACUUACAAAGUCUUACGCAUGACAUGCUACACACUAUUGUCGACUUGACUCAACCGAGCACCUCGCAGAAUCAACUGUUGGUAUUGCGCGAUCUUGCUGUCGCACUUUCGGCAUGCAUUUAUCAAUCUUUGUGUGAUUCUGAUACGUUCAAAAGCACUCUACAGGAUAACCAGGAUCAGUGUGUGACACAUUUGGUGGGGAGAAGAAGGCGAGGUUCGAUAAACGAAAGACAGCAAAUUCACACCUUGCCUUCGAAAUGGCCAGGCGUGACUAGUCUGAGGGCGCUGUUAGCGCGCGAAAAGGACGAGGAUACCCCGAGAUUAACGGUCGUCUUAUGCGAAGCCUUUACAGCAACUUACCUUUCUCUUUUACUCUACGGUUUGUGUACUUUGGACUGUGUCAUUCUGUUCCACGUGACUGGGCAUACCUUCACACAGGAAACUUGGGGACAGUUAUUUGGCGGAGGCACCAAAAAACUCCUACGUACUGCAAGUGUCACAAAUUCGUCAAACAAUCAAAGCAUUGUGAACACUCCAACGGACGAAGGAAGUGGACCCGCCGUGUGGCUAAAUAAGCAACGGGUGAAACUGAACUGCAAGUUGCUGGGGCAGCAACCCGCAACAAUGAAAGAAGAUAAGGCCACCUAUCGCGAGCAAUUUGUACCUCCUGAAAUGAGUAUCUUAGCCUACUUACUUACAAAGCCUGAUGCGGGCCCCAACUGCGAUGAUGUUUCGAGUGAUUCCGAAAGUGAGGAAGAGGACGUAUUUGAUGCUCCACCGGCUACAGUCACUAAUAAUACCGAACAUUCGGACCCCAAUUCGUAUUCUUGGGUCGUAUUGAAAUUUGCUAUAUUGCGUAUCGUUGAGACACGGAUUAAAGAAUUCCUCGCUGUGGCAGGUUUAGAAGUGUCCGAAUUGCCUGUGGCCAGCCCACUAAUUCACAGCAGUUUGCGACGUCUAAUGAAAUGGCAGGAUAGUUUGAAGAAAGAACUCGAUAAACGGCAGUCCCCUGUGGAGUACAUACCUGGUUGUUUUGUUGAGAGUACAAGUGGGCCACCGUUACAGAAGUAUAGGCAACUGCUUGAGCCUCACAACACUCCGUUCAUAAACAAAAGUGUCGCGAGCGCUGUCCGUCGGUUGUGGACAUUCUUGGUCCACCAAGAUUCUGUCCAAGACAUUUUCAUUAGGGCUGUAUUUGGGAAGCGCAAGUCCGUUUGCGCAAUUGACGAACUAGUUUCCCAGCAUCCCGAGCCGCCGGCCGUUGAACCUGUGCGAAUUAUACAUAAAGAGCAAGAUUCAAUAGCCGCAUUCAGCCUUAACCAGGUUAACAAUGGGUUAAUUGUGAUUGCAACUCCUCGCGAAUUACAAGAAAUGGACAUCUCGUUGCUGUUAGAACUACCUGCUUGGUUAGAAGACGAGUGUGAAUUGGACAUAUUGAAUUUGAAACAGGACUCGACGGAGGUAACGGUUCCGCCCUUCUUAGUCAUUCACAGCGCGGGCGAUAAGACGAAAGAUCAACAGCCCGGAAGUCCACCAUCUGGAAUUGCCAGUCAAAGCGGGCGUGGCACCACAGUGAUGAAGGGGUUAAGUUUUCCUGGAUGUCAUGAUCCGAACUUUGUCCGCCUUGUGCUGCUGAGAUCGGCACACAUGCUUCGGCCGGUUCUGAAACAUCGAGUCGAUGGUAUACGACGAAUAUGCUCGCAUCCAUUGUUGCCAUUGUAUUUAACUGGUGGCCAAGAUGGCUCCGUGCAGUUGUGGGAAUGGAACCAUUCCCAACCGGUUGCUACACCGAGACCUCCGGGAACAUAUGCCAAAGUGACGAGAGUACGGUUUUCGCAGCACGGCAACAAGUUUGGAGUUGGAGAUUCCGAUGGCAACCUGAGUUUGUGGCAAGUUGGACUUUCUGCUAACGCAACGCGUCCAUUUUUUACACACCAGUGCCAUAAUAAAGGAAUAAGCGACUUUGUAUUUCUGGGCUCGUGUAGUUUGUUGGCCACAGCCGGUCACAGUUCUGAAAGUAAAAAUGUAUGUAUAUGGGAUUCUAUACUACCACAUGGCAAAUCUAUGGUAGUCGCAUUCACCUGCCACGAGCAAGGCGCCAGUAGUCUCGUUUACGCCCCCCAACACCAACUCCUAGUUUCUACAGGGAAGAAGGGCGAUAUUUGUCUAAUCGAUGUUCGGUCGAAAACAAUACGUCAUCGGUUUCAGGCACACGAAAGUGCGGUUAAGUGUGUCGCAAUUGAUCCACAUGAGGAGUAUUUUGCGACUGGAUCUGCGGACGGAGACAUUAAGAUUUGGGGCGUAACUGUUCCAACAGUAUUAUUGACGUUACCCGCAGAGCACGCUCGUAGCAGUUUUUUCAAAAAUAUUGGCCAAGGCGUUACUCAACUGCACAUAGACUCUUGUGCACGUUUAUUCUCAUGCGGAGCUGACGGGAGCAUGAAGGUACGAUUAUUGCCAGACAGGGAAAGUUUACUUAGUCAUUAAGGUCAAAGUCGAAAGGGAGGAUAUAAUUUUGUUUUGUAUAGUGUUACAAUUUUACCAAAUAUAGUUGUUAUUUAGCGAAAUGCAAACAAUUGUGUAAGCUUUGUAGAUGCUGGCGCUAGUGUAUUAAAGUGUAGUCACAGUAUUAACUUUAUGCCUAUACAAGAUCAUGUUUGAUUAAUUACAAUCUGGUAGAUCUUAUGUUAAGUAGUUCGCUUCAUUUUAAAGUAAUAUGUAUUAUUGUUAAUAUUUAAACUUUGCCUAAAUAAAUUAAUUCAUUUACUACAUU